AAGAAAGAAAAAAUGGAGGAUUGAGUGGGACAGAUGGGAGAUACAUAGAGGAGUUAAGUGUAACGAGUCUCGUCCUCACAGCGUGACAAUGGAUAAGACAUUGUUGGAAAUGGCGACCUCUCCAUUCACUACCUCCUUACUCACACUCCGCGCUUCUUCUCCUUCUUCUUAUUCUAAACUCUCCUUCAUCAGAGCCUCAUCAAGAAGAGAUUUGUUCAAGGGCGUUGCAUUGCAGGCUCUUCCACUGCUUCUUCUCAGACCCUCACUCGCCAGAGAGGUUGAAGUUGGCUCUUUCCUUCCUCCUUCCCCUUCCGACCCCUCUUUUGUUCUCUUCAAAGCUUCUCCCAAGGACACCCCUGCCCUUCGAGCAGGAAAUGUGCAGCCAUACCAAUUCAUCCUCCCACCCACCUGGAAACAGGCACGUGUGGCAAACAUAUUAUCUGGAAAUUACUGUCAGCCAAAAUGCGCAGAGCCUUGGGUUGAGGUCAAAUUUGAAGAUGAAAAACAGGGUAAAGUGCAGGUUGUGGCGUCGCCGUUAAUACGCCUAACCAACAAACCAAAUGCCACAAUUGAAGACAUUGGAAGCCCUGAGAAAGUGAUUGCUUCUCUUGGUCCAUUUGUCACUGGAAACACCUAUGAUCCUGAUGAGCUCCUAGAGACUGAGGUUGAAAAGCUUGGCGAUCAAACGUACUAUAAAUACUUGCUUGAAACUCCAUAUGCUCUAACGGGUACGCACAACCUCGCCAAAGCAACGGCCAAGGGAAACACUCUUGUUCUCUUUGUGGCUAGUGCCAAUGACAAGCAGUGGCAAGCUUCUCAGAAGACUUUGAAGGCCAUGCUUGAUUCCUUCCUCCUCUUGUUUUUUUUUUUUUUUUUUUUUUCUUCUGUGUUCUGA
Molecule: messenger RNA, 895 nt
Organism: Arachis duranensis
Lineage: Eukaryota; Viridiplantae; Streptophyta; Magnoliopsida; Fabales; Fabaceae
Product: psbP domain-containing protein 6, chloroplastic
Exons: 2
Coding region: 89-895 (268 amino acids)
Biological process (GO): photosynthesis
Cellular component (GO): photosystem II oxygen evolving complex; extrinsic component of membrane; photosystem II
Molecular function (GO): calcium ion binding
Source: RefSeq, a predicted model, not a curated record